AUGCUGUUCAGCAUUGCUGAUGACUCAGCCACCUUGCUUCUACCACUACUAUGUCUUCUUUUCGCCGGUCUUCUGACCUCUGUCCAUUCACUUCAUGUUUCAAUCCUCAAGCAGAAGGCAUGUCCCCAAUAUGCAAAUUGGGCGAGACAGAGUGAUGGAAAAGAGCUAUCUGAAGGGCGAUACCAAUUGCCCUUCCAGAGGCCCUCAGAUGAGUGCCGUACCUUCUAUUCGCAGGAAGUCGAGGAUGCAAUUGAACGUUUAAGACCUAAGAUUGCCGACCCAGACCUGUUUCGCCUUUUCGAGAAUGCAUUUCCGAAUACACUCGACACUGCUGUCAAGUGGAAGGGCUUUGCAUGGAAAGACGAGCAGGAAGGCGACUCAGCGAACCAGAUCCUCUCCUACCUACCAGUCCUCCAAGCAUCUGAGGAUCCCAACUCCUUGGCCGCGCUGUUUCGCGGCGUGAUCAACGUACAGUCUCGUUACAUCAAAAUCACCCCUCACUGCCAUGCCUUCCAACCACCACCAGAGUCGGGCAUCAAUGUUGAAUUUAAUGGUGCAUAUACAAUGAAUACUGUGCGUAUGUUUGGGAAGCUGGGAUAUGAUCAGAAAAAGACAAUUUCGUCUGAUUACUACAAUGCGACUGGGGAUAUCGGGCCAUUCGAGAAGUAUCUGUGGAUGGACACAGUUGAGGUAAUCCUGGCAGCUGCAGAAGCUAUGCGAACCGCGACGUACACACCAGAUGGGCACAUCGCACCCAGCGGGUACACCAUGAAAGGCAAGACGGAUAGAGCUACAGAGACGACUUCAAACGAUGGCAUAGGUAACCCUGUCAUCUACACCGGUAUGGUGCGCUCGACCUUUCGCCCCUCAGAUGACGCAACCAUCUUCCAAUACCUAAUACCCUCCAAUAUGAUGUUCGCACGGUACCUCGAAGAGGCUGGUCUCAUAAUGCAAAGAAUGGAUACGCAGAGAAGUAGAGAUCUAGAAUCGAGAAUGCAGAGCAUGGCCUCGGAGAUACGCGCUGGAAUCACGAAAUACGGCGUAGUGUCACAUCCACUCUUUGGUGCUAUGUUUGCUUUCGAGGUCGAUGGUUAUGGUAGCCAGAAUGCUAUGGACGAUGCCAACCUGCCAAGUCUGCUUCCAGCAUCCAUGAUGGGCUACGUUAGCCCGCGCGACGAAGUCUACAUGAACACAAGGCUGUUCGCCCUUAGUGAGGCCAACCCAUACUGGGCGUUUGGCAAUGUCUUCAACGCAAUUGGAGGACCGCAUACGGGGCCUACGAAAGCAUGGCCUCUGGCUAGCAUCGUGCGCGUCUUGACUAGUGGGGAUAUAAAUGGGGAGGAACAGAGGGACGAACUGAGAACGAUCUUGAGGUUCGGCUGGGCCAAUGGUAUGUUUGGCCAGAUGAUCCUCGACAUCGAAGCGCGAAUGCCCCAUAUUCUGGACGACAGCUAUCAAUAA
Letharia lupina is the source of this 1461-nucleotide messenger RNA. RefSeq lists its product as uncharacterized. The transcript is spliced from 7 exons. The record is from RefSeq and is a predicted model, not a curated record. NCBI's taxonomy places the organism in Eukaryota, Fungi, Ascomycota, Lecanoromycetes, Lecanorales, Parmeliaceae. The coding region runs from base 1 to 1461 and encodes 486 amino acids. Gene Ontology annotation, biological process: carbohydrate metabolic process.